UCUGGCCUCCCCAGGGGGCAUCCCAGGGGCUCCCCCCGCGCUCCGUGCUGCGAUGGUACGGUCCCACCUGGCAAACCGAUGUGUUCCCCCCCAGGGGCGUGCGCGGUGGUAGCGGCCGGGGCGGGGCGGAAGGGCGCGCGCGGGGCUCGCGGCGCGGAGCGGCGCGCGAGGUGUCACCAUGUUCGGUUCCUCCCGGGGGGGGGUCCGGGGGGGCCAGGACCAGUUCAGCUGGGAGGACGUCAAGACGGACAAACAGCGGGAGAACUACCUGGGGAACUCUCUGAUGGCGCCGGUGGGCCGGUGGCAGAAGGGGAAGGACCUGACCUGGUACGCCAAGGGCAAGAAGGAGACGGGCCCCCCCUUGUCCCGCGAAGAAGAGCUGGCCGCCGUCCGCCUGGCCGAGCAGGAGGCCAUGAUGGCAGCACUGGGCUACAAGAACGUGAAGAGGCAGCCCACCGGCCUCAGCAAGGAGGACCUGGCUGAGGUGUGCAAGCGGGAUGGCGCCGAGCGGGACGAGAAGGACGUGGACCGGGUGGUGGGUUUGGGCAGCUCCAGCGGCAGUGCCGGCCGGGUGAUGCUCUCCAAGGAGGACAAGGAGGCGGCCAAGAUGGGGCUCUCCAUCUUCACGCACCAGAAAGUCUCCAGCAGCCCCGAGACGUCCGGCUCCAAGAAGAAGCAGGAGAAGGAGGAGAAGGUGGAGGAGAAACGACCAGAGGGCGGCAAGAAAUCCAAAAAGGAGAAAAAGAAGAAGAAAAAGAAGAAACACAAGAAGGAGAAGAAGAAGGACAAGCAUCACAAGAAGGAUGCUGCCCCGUCAUCCUCUGAUUCUUCUCCGGACCGGGAUGAGAGGCACCACCGAAGGAAAACCCAGCAGCGCCCAGAGCCAUCGCGGCACGGUGGCCGGCGGCGGCACGACACGGAUUCUUCUGCCAGCAGCCGGGAUUCGGGCAGGAGCCCCUCGCGCCGUCCUGCCCGUCGGCGGAGCCGGAGCCGGGAUGGCCGUGGUCGCCACCCGUCCCCGCGCCGCAAGGGGAGGAAGAGGAGCAGGAGCCGGUCCCCUCCGUCCCGUGGGGUCAGGCAACGCCACGACACCGAUUCGGAGGACUGAGAGGGAGAUGAUGGUUUUUUUUUUCCAGGGAGAUCUCGCAUAGGCUAUAUAUUUUUUAAGGUUAUUAAAUUAAAAAAGCCGCAGCUCUGCGGUUGCUGGGGCUGAGCCUGGCAAAGGGCAUUAGGUGUUGCGAUGCUGGCUGCCCCUUCCCUGCCCGUGGCUCCUGGUCUUCAACCUGGGGCAGCACCGGCAGCUCUCCCUGUGGUCGAUCCCAGCCAUGGAGGGGGCAGCAGGCACCCGGGCACCCUUCUCCUCACUCCCUGGAUCCAUCCAUCCAUCCAGGCGGGAUUUAGCACGGAGGAUGCUGUGGGAUGGGUGCUGGCACUGGGACGGGGCCGGCUGCAAUGCUGGAAAUGCUGCAGAUGCCUCGUGUUUAUGUAAAGAGACUUUGGAUACAGUUAUUAUUAUUAUUGUUAUUAUUAUGUUUUUUUAAUAUUUUCUUCCAAAGCCCUCGAGUAGCUGCCAGCAAAGCAGCUGGAGGAGAGUUUGUUUCCUCAAACCCUCCCUGAAGUUCAUCAGCUGCAAAAUAAAACCCGGGGCUCGCGCACUGCCGGGAGGGUUUUGCAUCUUGGAGCCGGUGGGUUUAUGGUGGCCGAGCUGUGGGGCUCUCCAUGGAGUGAUAGGUGCUCGUCAUGGGGCAAGGUUGCUCUCUGUGGGGUGAUGUGUGGGGCCACAUAUGCUCUCUGUGGAGCAGUGGUGCCCUCCACAGGCUAUGGGUGCUCUCCAUGGGGUGAUGGCUUGUCCCCAUGGGGCCACACAUGCCCUCCAUGGAGCAGUGGUGCCCUCCACAGGCUAUGGGUGCUCUCCAUGGGGUGAUGGCUUGUCCCCAUGGGGCCACACAUGCUCUCCAUGGAGCAGUGGUGCUCUCCAAGGGCCACGGGUGCUCUGUAUGGGGCAAUGGGUCCUCCCCAUGGGGCCACACGUGCUCUCCAUGGAGCAGUGGUGCCCUCCAUGGGCUAUGGGUGCUCUCCAAGGGCCACAGUUGUUCUCCAAGGGGUGGCACGUGCUCCCCAUGGGGCAUCAAAUAAUCUCCACAAGGCACGCAUGCACAUAUGAGCAGGGGAGCUCCCCCUGAAACCCCCAGGAGAGGACAGAGCCCUGCCUGGGCUGCCCCAAGGUGACAUUGACCCCCCCCACC
Molecule: messenger RNA, 2246 nt
Organism: Chroicocephalus ridibundus (black-headed gull)
Lineage: Eukaryota; Metazoa; Chordata; Aves; Charadriiformes; Laridae
Gene: C2H1orf35
Product: chromosome 2 C1orf35 homolog
Exons: 9
Coding region: 179-1108 (309 amino acids)
Source: RefSeq, a predicted model, not a curated record